Messenger RNA from Hibiscus syriacus, 2332 nucleotides. Its product is annotated as protein tesmin/TSO1-like CXC 2. The record is from RefSeq and is a predicted model, not a curated record. Lineage: Eukaryota; Viridiplantae; Streptophyta; Magnoliopsida; Malvales; Malvaceae. The transcript is spliced from 11 exons. Bases 81 to 2177 code for a protein of 698 amino acids. Gene Ontology annotation, molecular function: DNA-binding transcription factor activity.
UCUCUCGAGGCUCUGAGCUCUUAAGGCUUCCAGUUAGCCUUCAAAGAGCGCGGAAGUGAGAUGAAGAUGCGGCAACUUUGAUGGAAAAAAUGGAUACACCAGAUAAAACCCAGAUCACUCCAACUUCUGAUCUUUCCAAAUUUGAGGAUUCACCUGUCUUUAAGUAUAUUGACAGUCUUUCACCUAUUGAGCUAGCCAAGUCCAAGCAAACAGAUAAUGCUUUCAGUUCACUAGCAUUUUUGUCCCCUUCAUCUUUAUUUCCUUCCCCACAGAUCAGUAUUCAUAGGGAAUCCCGUUUUUUGGUUAAAAGGCAUCAUUUCUUGUCACCUUCAAAUUCGAAAGCCCCCCAGAGAGGUCAUGAAUCUAAUGCUAGUAAGGGGGCCUCAAAAGCUGAUGAACGGUCUAACUUGUAUGAUGAACAUCUGGGAUGUCUCAAGAAUGACUGUUUAUCCAAAAGAACUAGCAGUGAUCUACUCAAUGUCCAACCGGAUUUAGCAACAGAGUUUCCUAGAACCUUGAAAUAUGAUUGCAGGAGUCCUGAUGAUAACAUCGAGCUUCAUGCUGAGAUACUGAAAAAUACAAGCAUGGAAGUGGCAGGUGACGAGAGAUCUCGUUUUCAACGCAAUAGGGAUGGAUGGGAAAACAGGCAGGUUCAAGAAAGAGAUUUGCGUAAAAUAUGCAGAUUUCAGCAUAUUGAAAAAUCAGCAGGAUGCGACUGGGUAGCAGCUCUUUCUGAUGUUGCUGAUAUGUUGACAAUGAAUUCAUCUGUCAUUCAUGAAAAUACUGAUGGGCAGGAUCAGAGAGCAGCAGAUCCAGGGACAGCCUCUUUUAUGUCAACUAUCAUGCAGUUCCCACUAGAUAAUGCCAAUAAAUUAGAUAUUGGAGAAUCUGGUGAUCCUAGUGGUUCUUGCAAACAAAAUGAAUUGGCAGAGCCAGUAACAGAUCAGACGCAGAAUAUCCUUUCUACUUGUCUACUAGACAAACUAGUAGUUAGAGAUUUAGGUUUGAAAAAGGAUGAUAAGGAGAACUGCAACCGGUCCAACCAUCAGCAGGUUAGUAUUCGACGGCGCUGUCUGGUGUUUGAGAAGUCACCUGGUUUUGGUUUGCACUUGAAUUCACUUCUCAACAUCACAAAAGAUCAGAGUCAUCUUAGUAAAUCAACUCCAAGCUCUAUGGACAGUGGUGGGGUUCCUGAUGACAAGAGAGCUGCGGUUACAGAAAAAUCUUCUGAGACACCUGCUACCUUUGGUGGAAAUGAAUUUGAUCAUAAUAGUCCUGAAAAGAAGAGGCAAAAGGUCGACCUUGUUGAGGAGAGUGCUGCAUGCAAGCGAUGUAAUUGUAAGAGAUCAAAAUGCUUGAAGCUUUAUUGUGACUGCUUUGCUGCUGGUCUAUACUGUAUUGAGCCUUGUGCAUGUCAAGAUUGCUUCAAUAAGUCAAUUCAUGAAAACGUGGUUUUAGAGACUCGCAGACAGAUUGAAUCUCGCAAUCCACUAGCGUUUGCUCCCAAAGUGGUUAGAAACACAGACGGUGUUUUGGAGUCCUUGGGUGAAACUAAUAAAACUCCAGCUUCAGCCAGGCAUAAAAGAGGAUGCAACUGUAAAAGAUCAAGUUGCUUAAAGAAAUACUGUGAAUGUUUUCAGGCUGGUGUUGGAUGCUCCCUCAGCUGUAGGUGUGAAGGUUGUAAAAAUAGUUUUGGUCGGAAGGAUGGAGGUUAUGAUUCUGAAUCUGAUGGGGACAAUUUAGAGGCCUGCGAAAGAAAUGUGUCAGAGAAAAACUCAGACAUUGUAAUCAGUAAAGGUCAAGAGAAUCCACAUCUUUCAGUGCUUUCCCCUGAUAUUUCCAGGCGGCCAUUUGCCUACACAGGGAAGCUUGCAACAUUUUUUCCCCAUUCCCUUAAAUCAUCCCUUCAGUUAUGCCCUACUCAAGAACAGGGUUCAUCAGAUUCUUCGUCAUGUCAACCCAAGUUCGAUUCAAAUCUCCAUGGAAUUCCAGAAAAUGGAACUCCAGAGCUUGCCAAACAUAAAGGCUUAACCCUCGUCUUAAAACCAUCAUCUCCCAACUGUAAAAGAGUUUCUUCAGCUCCAAAACAUCCUUGCACUUCAUCAUCCCCUGCAUGGCGUAGUAGGAAGUUGAUUCUAAGAUCCAUCCCUUCUUUUCCGUCACUUGCUCCGCCAUGAAAGCUCCAGACAUUUCAAUUUCUUCAUCAUGCUGGUUUCCAGUUUUCUCCAGCAAUUGAAUUUUGGAGGUAAGUAUCUUUCCACAUUUAGCAAUAAUGCAGACUUCCACUAGUGAAGUAGUUCAUUUAUUUGUUUGUAUCAUGCUUGUGUAUCUU